Dothidotthia symphoricarpi CBS 119687 is the source of this 1222-nucleotide messenger RNA. RefSeq lists its product as uncharacterized. Lineage: Eukaryota; Fungi; Ascomycota; Dothideomycetes; Pleosporales; Dothidotthiaceae. The record is from RefSeq and is a predicted model, not a curated record. The transcript has a single exon. Bases 237 to 806 code for a protein of 189 amino acids.
UGGCUUUCUACGCCGACAAUUCCACACACUGCAUCCACACACGCACAACGCCAUCAGAGCUCCGAUCCAACCCACGAGCUGUGCAGGAGACAGUCACUCUCAAACAAAGGCUAGAAACUGUUAUAGGAAACAUUUGAGCGAGUUGGCAAAUCUCCAGUGAGACGCGCAUAAAUAUCAAGCGCAGGCAUACAGCUCCCCAUUCGAACACCAGUCCGUCCAUCCUCGCCCUCCUCACCAUGAGCUGGUGGCCCUUCUCCGGCUCUGGCACAGAAGCUGCGUCAAAACCACAAGUGCAACAAUCGUCUCCAGCACCUCCAUCAAUACCUCAAACCGCACCCACACCCACACCCACUUCAUCAUCCUCCGCACCACACGACCCCGACUUCUACGCCGCCUACCCCCACCUCGCACCCCCGUCUCUAAACACCACUACCACCACCUCCUCCGAACACGGCGAGGCCUCCUCCCCCGCGGAGCCAUAUGACCCUACUCUCCCACGCACAAUGUCCUGCCGGGCCGCCUUCGACUCCGCCUUCUACUGCUCCUCUCUUGGGGGGCACUUCAACGACUUAUAUCGCUACGGACAACUACGUUCCUGCACUGAGCACUGGAAUGACUUCUGGUUCUGCAUGCGCACAAAGAAUAGCUAUAGUGGGUCAGACGUCAAGGAGCGCCUGAUCCAGGAGCGUUAUCGUGAGAAGGAGGAGAAGGUUAAGAGCAUGCCAAACAGUGAGCAUGUCUGGACGCGAAGGGGGCCUGGCGAAGAGAUCAGGGGCGCGUUUAGCGCAGAGGUCGAGGAGCGGUAGGAAAACUGAGAUGGGGAUCUGAGGCUAGUCAUGUAUAUCACUGUAACACCACCGUCGUGUAUGUGUCCGCUCUCUCGAGUAAGUGUAAAAGUUGAAGUAAGCUGUGUUUUUGCGAGCACGAAACCUUCACAAAAUAACAGUAACAAAUACUAGAAAUAGAAGACGCUGGGCUUAUACCUGUAAUACUGUAGAUACACAAGUCUUACACGAAUUUUGUCUGUAGUUGUCAAGCUGUUACGAGAUUUCGGUGCUGUUGGAUUGACAUCCAACCGAGAAUCAUUCAGAUGUGCGAGAAGGGUGUUGGCGAUCGUGUUUUAUAUUUGGUGAGAUAUUCUCAAACACUAAGCAAUCAUGCCAGCCUGAAGCAACAACUUCAAGACAAUCAAGUCACAUUCAUCUAAACCAAACAUCACAAG